This is a messenger RNA of Vanderwaltozyma polyspora DSM 70294, 1740 nucleotides long. It is a transcript of the gene ORC4, whose product is annotated as origin recognition complex subunit 4. Gene Ontology annotation, molecular function: DNA replication origin binding. The record is from RefSeq and is a predicted model, not a curated record. The transcript has a single exon. Gene Ontology annotation, biological process: DNA replication; DNA replication initiation. Gene Ontology annotation, cellular component: nuclear origin of replication recognition complex; nucleus. The coding region runs from base 1 to 1740 and encodes 579 amino acids. Lineage: Eukaryota; Fungi; Ascomycota; Saccharomycetes; Saccharomycetales; Saccharomycetaceae.
AUGGAUAAGGUUGAUUCUGAGUUUGGUCCAUUAAGGAAGUCCAAGGGAAAAGUUGAUUCGAAUAAGAUCAUCGAUGAUAUAAAAGUCGAUCAUGAACAAUCUAAUAUUUUGAAAAACAUUAGUCUGAUACCGAUCAAACGUAAUUCAGAGGACACAGAUUAUGAUAAUAAAGAUGGUGAUAUUUCAAAUAAUUUAAAAAAGAGCAAGGUGACAACAAAUAACAUGGAUCAAGAAAAUGAGGCAACUACGAAAAAGGAUAUGGAAUCUAGCCCUUCAAGUUUGAUUUCAAAUACACAUGCGAAUGUAGAAUCUGACUUUAUGAAAUUGAAGGAAUAUUUAUUAAAGCAAAUAUAUCAUACAUUACCUCUACCAGAUACACAUAUUUUUACAUAUUUAAAAGAUACUGAAUCUGAAAUUGAUAGAAUAUUAAAACAAUCAAUAAUUCAAAAAGAAUCACACUCAUGCAUACUUAUAGGACCAAGAAAAAGUUAUAAAAGUUUUCUAUUAAAUCACCAGAUAAAAAAAUUGUCGGAAAACUAUAAACAACAAUUUAUAACGAUUAAAUUAAAUGGGUUUAUUCAUUCUGAAUCAACUGCAAUCAAAGGUAUUGCUACUCAAUUAGAGAAUCAAUUAUAUAAAAUUCAUGGUAGAAAGAAAGAUAAAAAAAAGUCAGAAGAAGAAGAAGAAGCUACAAUUAGUAGCGGUUCAUUAACUGAAGUUUUCGAAAAAAUUUUGAGAGUUCUAGAUACUUCAAAAUCGUCAAAACAUAGCUCCAAUACUAAAAUAACUGUCGUCUUCAUCUUCGAUGAAAUCGAUACAUUUGCUGGUCCUGUAAGACAAACUUUAUUAUAUAACUUAUUUGAUAUGGUUGAACAUUCUAGGGUCCCAGUUUGUAUAUUUGGUUGUACAACAAAGUUAAACAUAUUAGAAUACUUUGAAAAAAGAGUAAAGUCAAGAUUUUCCCAAAGAAUAUUAUAUAUGCCACAGAUAGAAAGUUUACAACAAUUCACAGAUACUACAGAAGAAUUAUUAAAAGUACAUAAGUUAAAUGCUUUCGAAUAUUCACAGCAAUGGAAUACAUUUAUAUCUGGCGAGUUAAAAAAUGGAUCCUCACCUCUGUCAAAACUAGUCAAAAAAGACUACGAAUUAUAUAAUUCCAUUGUACAUUUAAGACACUCUCUAGUACCAACCAUUUUUAGAGCAACAUCAUUUUCUUCCUUAUGUGAAUACUUUAAAAGUUAUAAUGUAUUAAACAGAUAUGAUAUGAAUCAAAUGGAUGAUUCGUUGGUAAAGAAAAUAAGUUCAUUAUCAGAUCUAGAACUAGCAUUCUUAAUUUCAAUUGCAAGAGUUAGUUUAAGAUCAAGAGAUGAGACAUUUAAUUUUAAUUUAGCUUAUGCUGAAUACGUCGAUAUGAUUAAAAUUUUAAAUGCCAAAAUCCCAACGCUAGCACCUUCAGCGGCAAAUGGUAAAACCAUCAAUUUUGAUAACACUACAAAGAUUUGGAGCAAAAAUGACCUAAAAAAUGUAUGGGAGUCACUUAUCUCAUUAAACUUUCUAACUGAGAAAGGUGAUCUAGGUCUUAGAGAAACUGCAAUCGCCGUAUUCUACGCAAGUAAUUAUCAAUUCCAUGGAUCUACUAUACCAUUUGAUCUAAGAAUUUUCCAGUCACAAGUUACCUUGCAUGAAUUAAGGAAAACAAUACCUAAAUCUUCAUUGUAUUAUUCAUGGACUCAGUUAUGA